GGUCACCGCGCUGUCGGCACCGAGCUGCGCCCUUGUGCUGCCCGGAACACCAUGAGGCCCUUCACGGUGUCGGGCCCGGCUCAGGUGCUCCGGAGCAACUGUUAAAAAUAAUCUGAACGGAGUACUCAACUUGACAAAUCACUCUAGCAUUACGAAAACGGGGAUACAGUGCAGUCUUUUAGCAUUGACGUCACAAGGAAAACAUUCUUACCAGUUAUAAUAGAACUCAGCACACCCAAUUAAUCAGUCACCCCUGGGAAACUGUGAUGACAGCUGCCAUGAGGAAAUACCCCAACCCCAUGAACCCCUGCGUGGUGGGAGUCGAUGUCCUGGACAGACACGUGGAUCCCAGCGGGAAGCUGCACAGCCACAGGCUCCUGAGCACAGAGUGGGGAAUCCCGUCCAUUGUGAAAUCGCUCAUUGGCACCUGCAGGACAAGGACAUAUGUACAGGAGCACUCUGUUGUUGACCCUGUGAAAAGAACAAUGGAGCUUAAAUCCUGUAAUAUUUCAUUUACAAACCUGGUGUCGGUAGAUGAGAGGCUUGUCUAUAAACCACACCCUCAUGAACCACACAAAACCAUUUUGACACAAGAAGCAAUAAUAUCUGUAAAAGGUGUCAGUCUCAGCAGUUACCUAGAAGGGCUAAUGGCAAACACAAUUUCUUCCAAUGCUAAAAAAGGCCGUGAAGCAUUGGAAUGGGUAAUUAAAAGACUGAAUGCUGAAAUUGAAGAGUUUGCAGCUUCAGCAAGAGGAACCAUGAGGAAUUCGAUGGCAGCAGCAGCAUUUGUAGAGAAAUGAUGAUAGUUCUUAGACCUGCAUCACUAAUGAGGCUUAACGACCUGCAGCUUCUCCCUGGCCUAAAUACAUGUAUCCUUUGUUAUUUAAAGGAUGUGUGUAUUAGGCCUGUUAUAAAUUUCAU
Messenger RNA from Cinclus cinclus, 921 nucleotides. RefSeq names its product PRELI domain containing 3B (gene PRELID3B). Lineage: Eukaryota; Metazoa; Chordata; Aves; Passeriformes; Cinclidae. The record is from RefSeq and is a predicted model, not a curated record. Gene Ontology annotation, cellular component: mitochondrial intermembrane space. Bases 267 to 800 code for a protein of 177 amino acids. Gene Ontology annotation, biological process: phospholipid transport. Gene Ontology annotation, molecular function: phosphatidic acid transfer activity. The transcript has 6 exons.